CCAUUUUUUGAAGCCAGCGAGAAAAAUCAUCAGACUGAUGAAAGUUCCAACCUGGCAUUCAUCCGUGUUUUGAGAGCGAGUGCAGGAAUCAGGAAAAUUUCUGUGCAAAAUUUGGAAUUUUUCGGAAAUUCCGUUCGAAUUACGGUAUCCGCGACGUGUAUUCCCGUGCGUUCGAGUGUGUUUGUCCUUUCGCAGGUGGAUUCAAGUGCCGUUUCCGUGUUUUGUGCAUUGUAACCAGCAUUUGUGUUUGCUUCUGGUUUGGGGUUUUCUGCCGAUCAUCGUCAUUAUCCUGCAGUUUUGCCUUGCGGAAAUGUAAUUUCUAUCGUUGGAAAAGUAAUGGUGCAAAAUUAGCAUAAGAGUGUGUUUUCCAACGUCACAUAAGAGAGGAAAAAAAUGGAUAAAAAGCCUUCAAAGAGCCACGAAGUGAUUCGACGUAGAGCUGGUGUGUGUUGGUGAAUGGCGAGGUGUUUGAAGUUGUGAAACGAGACAAUCCACCUGAGUUGUAGGAAGCGAGGAGCGAGGAAGCGGAGCUGCCGUCCGUCACCUGAGAAGCGGUGGUAGACUGUGCGGUGGUAGUAGGAGGAAAAUAUAUCGACAUGCCAUUUACGAAAUCACGCAAAUUGUAGACUGCGAAUUGUGGUUCAAUCAUCACCGUGAUCCGGAACAAGUGCUAUAUACUGUCGGACAGAGGUUGACUUUUUGACCCGGUCAAAGGUCAAGUGAUACCAAGUGGAUGAAAAAAUAUCAUCGCAAAGGAGGUAAAGGGGACAUCCGGAUUGCUACGACUGAUCCUGCCAUCGGUGCAGAUUAGAAGAAGCAGAAAGGAUGGAUCAAAACGAUCGAAACACUCAUCGACAGGUGUUGUAUGAGUGGAACAAGCCAGCUGUUGAACCCAUUCACACGAGCGCAUACUUCAACCAUCUGGGAGAAGCCAACUGUACUUCAAGUGCAAGUGCAGGCGAUCAAAAUGGAAGAAGUGUAAUCAAUCCAUACCAUCAAAUCAUCGACAGCAAGGAGACUAGUGCAAGGCCAGCUACAGCUGUAUUUCAGGCAAAACAGUAUCAGUAUCAAGCAGAGAAAAUGGCAGAGCCAUUUUCAGCCUCAACUGCAUUUACCAACAAUAACAACAACGAUGGCUGGGGAGACGACUGGGGUGAUUGGGGGGAGAACACCAAUACGUUUACUCAGCGAAAACCGGCACCUCCGCAACAACAUCAACAUCAAGUCGUGCCGCCCAAAUCGAGCAUGAACACCAAUACCACCCAGUACUUCCAUACCCAGCAACAACACCAGCAGCAAUAUCCCCCACAACAAAUGCAUUUGGAUCAAAACAAUCAAAACUUCAUGCCCAACCCAGUCCCAACUGCUGGUCAUCAACAACAGGUGCAUUCGAAUUGUUCCGCACCUAUGGCCACAAUUCAACAGCAACAACAACCAUUUCAACCGAUAUACCAACAUCAUCCCUAUCCUCAACAACAACCACAGUACACGCAACCUCCUGCCCCGACGAGCUACUUCAACCAGGCACCACAAAGACCUCCAUCACAUCCUCCAGCUUCGGUGACUCCACAACUUUCUCAACAUUCGGUUCCCACGUUUAACCAAUCCAUCUCCGAUAGUUUUACCUCAAACUCCAAUGAUAACUGGAACUGGAACGUUUCGGAUAACCAACCAACCAUAAGUCCCAAACCACAACACGUAGAAGCUCAACCCCCACAAAGCAACGCAUUUCAGGACACCUACCAUCAACAGCAGAGUUAUGCUCAACAAAAUGCUGCUCCCCAAAAUACUUUCAGUUUACCUGGUGCCGCAAAUAAUACUCAGUUGCCGCCACAGGCUAAGGUACAGCCAGCGCAGCUAACCCGGCUCAAAAAUGAAACCCUCUCACCGCAGUGGUCCAUCGAGAGCCAAGUCUCGCAAACUUCCAGUGAUCGUUCCAUCGAGAGUGGCGAGAUCGGCGAAAGCAGAAGUUCCAACACCGGUCCGUCGGAUGAUGGUUCAUCCGGAAUACAUCCAACCAAACAUCAUGUGGAGAAUUACGAGAAUAUAGGUGGAUAUGAACAGAGUUAUCCGAUGCAUGCUGAAGUUCCGGACAAGUUGGAUGUGGCCUUGAACUCGUUGAGUAUCAAGCAGGAGUCCCCAUCGGAUGCAGAUGAUAAACGACAUGGAAACUUCAGGGAGUCUUCAUUCCCUCCACCUCCUCCUUCGAUCGCAAGCAGUCAACAGGUUGAUGGCGUUUCGCAGCCUCCAAAGUCUACGUCCAAGACGCCACCGCUACCCCCACCUCCUGUAGAUGUUGAGCAAAAAUCUACAUCUGAGGCUCAAUCUGUUCCGCUAGGUCCUCCACCAACUCAGGGACCUCCACCAACACAAGGCCCUCCACCAAGCCAAGGUCCACCUCCAUCACAAGGACCUCCAUCCGUCCAAGGACCUCCACCCGUUCAAGGACCUCCGAAAGGAUCGGCCAACCCGUUCAAGCGCACCUCACAACGAGCCCACAUUGCAACUCCCGGAUUAGGAGUCACCCAACCACCUGUCCCAAAUCCAACCUUCUUCUACCAACCGCAAGAGCUCCCGAACGUGGAAAACCUUACCCCGGAAAACCAGGAAAUCCCCGAUGCCCGUUUGGAAAACGUCGAAAACCUCGAAAUUGCUCCGAGCAACGAUCGUAACCAAUACCUACAGACUGGACAUCUAUCGGAAGAUAGCUACGGAACAUCGCAUCGUGCUGCGUCGCUCGAUCAGCAACAAGCUGAUGACAGUCUCCCACCACCUGGACUUUCGCGCUACGUCCCCGGCCAACAGCAAUCGGAAAACAAUCAACAACCACCCUCCCAUAACUAUCCCGAACCGCCACCUGGUUUGGAUCGCAUGAUCCCGGGAACCGACUUAGAAAAUGCAACCGAUUUCAACAUGGAACGCCAAGCCGACGGCGAGGUGUCCGAUUCCGCAUCGAACCCCAAUCCGCGACCAGCUUAUUCCGCGGUUCCACCCACACAACCGGAUCACCAUCACCGGGAAGAGGAAAUCAGCGAUCGGAAUCUCUACCUAGUCCCAGGCGAGAGCGAUACCCACCACAACCAGCAGCGGGUGAUCCCCGGAGUCGAGGACGAUCGACCGCCACAAAGCACCAGCGCCGGCAGUUAUCCGACACAACAUCCCCUGGACAUUCCCAUCAACGAACAGCAGCGAGAAUUGGUUAUGGAUGGUGAAAACCCGCAUGAUCCACCGUCGCAACCGAUUCCCGUCGAAAUUAGUCGCGAGGAACCAAUCGAAGGUGGUAACACGGAUGAUGAGAACCUGACAGUGACUGCCGGUCAUCCGACAACCACAACAGCUGUCAGCAUCGCAGAACCCGAAUCAAACCCGUCCAUGGAAACGCCCCGGAAGGAUCCAUCCAACACUUCCACGGCGGACGAAAGCGACAAGGAUCGAUCGAUGUUCUACGGAAAGGGUAAACCACCGGCAAGGAGGGACGAAGACCCGCUGCGCCGGUCGAACAAGAGCAAGAGUUCUAGGGAUCGCUACGAUACGGAGGAUUCGGAUUACAGCGAUCGCGAUCGAAGAAGGAGAGAGCGGGAAGGUAGCAACGGCGUGGAUCAUCGAGACCGGAGACGAGGCGAUCGGGAGAAAGAGAAAGACCGACGGAAGGAUGGCGGGAGGGACCGGGAUCGUGAUCGCGAUCGUGACAGGGAUCGCGAUUACGACUACCGCGAUAAGGAGCGGAACAGAUACGACCGCGAUCGGGAUCGCUACGGUAGAGGCAGCAAGUAUGAUCGCGACAGUCGUUACGAAACCGACGGAUCAAAGUACGAAACCGAACGAUCGACACGAUAUGACAAGGAAGGCGAUGGCAGCAAGCGGUACAUGUCCCGUGAGGAGUACUACCGCAAACGCGACGAACGGGAGCGAGGGGGAGGAGCUGGUGGUAGUGGUGCAGGUGGCGGUGAAGAUCGCCGCUAUCGCAAGGAGAAAGAACGCGACCGAGGUGAUCGCUAUCGAGAUGAACGAAGAAAAGAUGACCGUUACCGCGAUGGACCGAGCGACAAGCGUCGCGAUCGUCACGAUCGGCGCUACGAUUACGAGGAUUACCGUGGCGGAAGCCGAAAUGGUAAUGAACGGGAUCGCGAUCGUGAUCGUGUUCGAGAAAGCCGGGAACGGGAUGACCGCAAAGAACGAGACCGAAAGUAUCCAUCGUCCAACUAUGGUGGAGCCCAGUAUGGCGCUGCAUCCGGAUAUUACGAUCCGUACAGUUACUACACCCAGCAUCAGCAGUACUACGAACAGUUGCGACGUACUAAUCCUCAGGCGUAUGCCGAAUGGUAUCGCACGUACUACAGCCAAAUGCAGGCCGCUCAGAUGCAGCGGGAUCUGCUGACAAGUGAUGGUCGCGAAUCGGUGCAUUCGGGGCGCAGCUCGGCCAACGAUAAAGAACGGUUUAAUCGCACGACACCGUUUCUCCAUCAGCCCGGCAUGUAUAAUCCGGAAGACUAUCAUCGUCAUUUUAAUAAUCAAUCGCAACCAUCCGCCAUGCUCGACCAGAGCUUCCUCAGUGAAGUGUCCGGUCAGCCGACGUCACUGCCAAUGUACCACCAUCAGCAAGCGAUGGCCACAUUCCAACAGCAACAGCAGCAACAACAGCAACGGGCCACUCCUCUGGUCAUGGAUAGAUCGUACCACACUGAUAGUGGAUAUUACCAGCCAAGGUUGGACAAUACCGAUGGAUCGCUGCGUCAGGAACCGAGUACCAUGGCAAUGAUGGAACCGGAACGACUAACUCCACGUAAAUUCCCGGAAAUACAUCCGAUCGUGAGCGUAUCUUGCGGGUUGUUGGUGACAGCGAAAAAUCGUCUGACCAUUAACGGCACCACCGACUUGGUGAAGAUUUGGAGUUUAGGAACCAACGAACCAACGCGGAAACUGUUCCAGUCCUAUCCUGGUCCCUUGGUCAAGGACAAGACUCACAAAAAGUCGGUAAUCGAGUUCUGCGAAGAGCAACUUCGGAACGGUCCCAUGCCCGGACUUGGGCAAGCCGUUAUGAAGUCACGUGGCAAUUCGCUCAACAGCCUACACUCGUUGAGCUCGAAUGUCAACCGUGGUUCCUACACGCUCCUGUGGAAUUACAUCAUUCUACUGCUGAGACAAAAUGGGACCUUCGUGGGAACCGAUAUUUCCGAGCUCUUGAUGCAAAACAAGGUGGAAUUUCCUUUCGAUUCGCACCAGGCGAGCGUUCGGUCAGCAAAUGUGAGCGGACGUAAUUCUUCGCUAUCGAACGUGGAUCGUACCGCACGGGAACACCACGGAGAUGGUCAUGGAGAUGAAGACACCGCUGAGCAGUCAGAAAAUGCAGAUGCAUCCGUUGAACCCGAACAGCAUUCGGUUGAGGUAAAGACGGAACAGCUUAGUGAAUUGGAGAUCACCGACAAGUUUAGGAAUUACCUUAUCUACGGAAACAUAAGCGAUGCACUGGAAUGGGCUACGGAGAACAACCUCUGGGGACACGCAUUGUUUUUGGCGUCGAAAGUUGACUCACGGCAGCAUGCCAACGUGAUGAUGAAGUUUGCCAACAAGCUGACUUUGAACGACCCGUUGCAAACGCUGUAUCAGUUGCUCAGUGGACGCACUCCUUCGGCUGUGACUUGCGUGCUGGAUGAAAAGUGGGGCGAUUGGCGGCCACAUUUGGCCAUGCUAAUGUCCAACAGCUCCGCCAAACCGGAACUGAUCAAAAAGUCGAUAACUACGCUGGGUGAUUCGCUAUACAAUCGCGGUGAUUUGUAUGCGGCUCACUUCUGCUAUUUGCUGUCGGAUGUCAGCUUCGGAAAGUUCUCCGACGUAAAACCGGAAUGUGGUUCCACCAUGAACGCAAACACGGUAGUGAGGUUAAUCUUGCUUGGCUCCACUCAUCUGCAGCGCAGUUUCAAGGAGUUCUGUACGAAUGAAGCUAUAAUGAUGACCGAGAUCUACGAGUAUGCCCGUUCGUUGAACGAAGACCGGUACUCCAUCACAGAGCUACAGUUCUACAAGUAUCUAUUGGCAUGCCGUAUGCUGGACCAUGGUAUGCAACUUAAAUGCUUGCUGUACAUGGAACAAAUCGCCGAGCAGAUACAGCAGGAUCCUUAUCGAUUCGAUUCUGAAUUCAUCAAAAAGGUUUAUACACUUGGUGAUCGUCUGAAAUUUUACGAUCCAGUGUUGGAGAAGGCAUUGGACGAAUCCGUGGAUAACAACGGCCAAGGAAACAUCUACACAAACGUCGAAGACCCGGCUUGGAUACAGCGGUUAAGUGCAAUAUUAGCAAACUAUAAUGUUGCCAGUGCUUCCAACUAUGUUACCGAAACAUCAUACGAAGGGAUUGCCGAUUACAGUAACUACAAUAACUAUUCCGAAUACAGUGGCGGUGAUCAAUCGACCCAACAGCAAUCGCAAUCUGAUAAUCAGCAACCGGAGUCAGCUGUAAGCAUGGACUCAACCGAAAUUAACAAAGAAUUCACUGAAAUCAAUCAACAGCUUGGUCGUUUGAACCUGCAGUACGUGGAAGGUUACGAUCCGAAUCAACAACAGCAAACGCCCACGCAUCAAUACGACCAUCAGAUGGCAGCACCGAGCUAUGAUCAAGGAUACGAUUCGAUCAACCAAUCAUCCUUACAGGAUGAGUCUCACUUGCAGCAGCAACAACAGCAACAGCAGCAACAAGCACCUCAAGAUCAACACCAGCAACAACACCCGUCGUACCCUUAUUCCUAUGACGCCUCUUCCGGUCAACCCAGCAUGUUCACUCCCGCACCAGUGGCUGGCAACGAAAUUCAACAGCCAAGCCCCUACGACUAUUGGAACCCCAAUGCCGAGCCGGGUUCGAAACGAGUCGCGUCCGCGUCCACUAGACAGCAGCAGGGUGCAUCCCCUGCGCGCUCGGGUUUAACCACCACCGCCGAAACCAUACCCGAGUACGAAGAAAGAUCGCUAGAUACACCCUACUCCUCGUCACCAGUACCGCCCGGACGAAACGACGGUUCGCACCCAGCUGCGCCAUCGUCGACUUCUUCUCAACCGCCGCCGCCGCAACCACCAUCUACUGCUACAUCUAGUAGAGACUACGACGGCGGUUUGGCUGCGGGGGGCGGUGCUGGUCUCAACUACAUGCCAAAACCAUCGAUUUCGAUGCCCAAUGCGGUAUCCAAUCGACCGGGAUUCGACGAGGACAACGCUAGCGCUAACGCUUCGCCGCAACACCAGGCACACCAGCAGCAGCAGUCACAGAAUAAGAACGAUUCGUCGUCUAAAGCGGCCAAUGAAUCCGCCAAGAAGGCUGCCCCAUCGAAGGAUACCAAAGCGGGUGGCAAUGCUCAAAGCUCUGGCUGGUUUUCGUGGUUCAAAUUGAAACCUAAAAAUCAAAUGAUUCUGCCUGACGAUAAAAAUCCAACCAUCGUGUGGGACCCAGAUAAGAAACGUUGGGUUAAUACGGAAGGCGAUGAUAUCGGCGAGGAAGCGUUUAAGCCUCCUCCAAAAAUGGCCGACCUAAUGCCGGCUCCAGCUGCUCCUCCGCAGAUGCCAGCUGCACCUGUAGCAGCACAUAUACCAUCGGUACAACCACCGGCUGCGACUGGUUAUCCGUCGGAGCAAAUCCCAACUGGUGGAAACUAUGGACCGGCACCUUCACUGAAUGCUGGUCCUAGCCAAACACCAAUUCCUCAGGCGACGCAACCAACUGUAUCGAACAAUUUGGGUGGCCCGGUGCCAACGGCAGCGGCUCCAGCAGGACCAACCAAGGUCCCAACGCUGCAAUCCAACAUGUUCAAAAUGCAGCGAAAUCGAACGUUGAAAAAUUCCUACGUUGACGUGUUUAACCCGUCCGGUGCGGCACCGAGUCGACCGGCGGAAACGAUAUUGGCACCAGCCGUUCCGGCAAUGGCUACACCGCAGGGCGGUUUCUUCAUUCCUGGAGCGGCUCCGGUCGGUGGGCAACCAAACGACAGUGCAGCGGAGGGAAUGCCUCACUUCUUCAACCCCAACCAGUUCCCCGGCGGAUAUCAGCAACAGUGAGAAGACCGCACGUGUUCCGUGCGGUGCCAGGAACUACUAGUGAAAUCAAACAACUACCUAAACUAUAAACUACCCAAGAGACUGCCGACAGUAAGUGGCAACAAUACUAUAUAGUAAAAUACAAACAAACAAAAGAAAAAUACCGUUAAAACUAUUAAAGUCAACGCGUGCAAGUCAGUGAAACCUGUAAAGAAGGGAGUGAUUAGAUCAAGCCUAAUAGUAGGGGAGGGAGCGUAAUAGAGAGAUAAUAUCGCUUUUUCAGUAGUAGGACGAAGAAAAGCAUGGUUCGAAACCAUGAUAUCUAGACGACAACUCAAGCUUCGAUUUGUGUCGUGUAUUCGUGUUUGGCCUUAGUUUUGUGUGUUUAUUUUUAUGUCGGGACAAACGAUUGAAAUUAGUCAAAAUUAUUACGUGUGGAACUUCUGUCCCGUUUUUUUUUUGUAUAUGUUUCUUCCAUAGUGUAUAUCAGUUGUCAGUUUUCUAUAAGAAGCUGUAUUAAUAAAUGUGUACAGAUAUUAUCGAUGCUGCUUAUUUUUAUCGAUAACAA
Molecule: messenger RNA, 8584 nt
Organism: Aedes albopictus (Asian tiger mosquito)
Lineage: Eukaryota; Metazoa; Arthropoda; Insecta; Diptera; Culicidae
Gene: Sec16
Exons: 18
Coding region: 826-8037 (2403 amino acids)
Biological process (GO): autophagy; Golgi organization; COPII vesicle coat assembly
Cellular component (GO): endoplasmic reticulum exit site; ER to Golgi transport vesicle membrane
Source: RefSeq, a predicted model, not a curated record